AUGACCGACGAAAGGGAAACGGAAGAGAUUGGCAAGGAGAUCGAGGCUACGGAUACGGAAAGGGGAUUCGGAAACGGACCCUUAAAGGACCCCGGAUUCGGAAAUAAGCUUCUUAAGGACCUUGGAAAAGGACGGACCACCGGUAACUAUAUCGGUAACCUUUUACCGAUCAGACUAUUGGCUAAGCAUAACACGCUUGCGUACGGCACUCUAGGCGCUUUUGACGAUAAUAGUGACGAUUUCCUUAAGCUAAGAGCAACUGACCUUCACUUAAGAGCAAAGGAGUUGGCUUUGUUUAUAAGAAGCUUUCUUAAGGAACUGAAGCUUCCGACGUUUAAAGCAAACGCUAUUGCUGUAAAAGACUACUUCGAGACUGACCACCGGCGCGAGUGCUUUAAGAAGCUCGUUAAAGAGCUUAAAAGCAUUCAAAGCUUUUUACGACCAGGUUUAAAAGACGAUCGAAGUCUUGUUAACAAGUUGUAUUCAGCUUGUAAAAACGUGCUAAAGACUACGAUUGCACGAAUGAACUUUGCGUUUACCUUUACCGCCGCAGUUGCCGAUAUCCGCCGAGCAAUUGCAUUUGCAAUUAAGACCUCUCGACUCGUUAAGGCGAGUAGAGCUUACGCGAGCUCUAGCGAGCUACACGAUCACACUUGCUCUUACAACACUUUAGAGGCUGAUUCCGAUUUAAACGAAGAAUACGAAUGCUUUAUUUAA
Molecule: messenger RNA, 717 nt
Organism: Drepanopeziza brunnea f. sp. 'multigermtubi' MB_m1
Lineage: Eukaryota; Fungi; Ascomycota; Leotiomycetes; Helotiales; Drepanopezizaceae
Source: RefSeq, a predicted model, not a curated record